Messenger RNA from Meloidogyne enterolobii, 636 nucleotides. The record is from the annotation of a GenBank genome assembly. Lineage: Eukaryota; Metazoa; Nematoda; Chromadorea; Rhabditida; Meloidogynidae.
UCAUUCCUUGUCCAUACUCACUUUUUAUUUUUUUUCGUUCCCAGUUAUUCACCCCUUUUUAUAUUUGUUUUUAGCUGGUGAAUCUGUCAACAUUUUUUUUUGUAUUUUUCCCCAAAAAAAAGAUUUUAUCAAGGCUAAAAUAAAAAUAUUAUUUUAUUUUGUUUAUUAUUAGCUAUCUAAACACACUAAAAUUUGUUAAAAUAAUUUUAUAGACCAAAAUAUUUUUUUUAUUUGUAAAAAUAUCUGUCUGCUCAUAUAUAUAUAUGUAUUUUUUACAUUAAUUUACUUUUUUUUUUUAAUUUUUUGUCCAUAUUGAGAGACACUCUAAUCGAGAGAGUUUUCCUUCCAUUAAAUAAUCGUGAUCUCGUUAUAACUACACUUAUUUACACAGCUUUUGAAGGUGUAUCUUUUAAUUGGUUACUUGUCGGUCAGUCUAUUUGUGGUGUUAUGACGAGAAUCAAUUUUAUUUCUCAUAUUCAUUUGUUAUAUCAACACCUGUUGAUUGGUUUACUGACCGUUCGAGGGUUAAUAAGAUAUCCUAACAGUCAGCCCAUUGCGUGGGCUCUAUCUUUAUAUCAGCAUCAUCCUGCCGACUCUCGUUAUAUCAGUACAUAUUUACACGCCCAUGAUUGUUAG